AUGCCCGAGACAACAAAGACCAUCCGUGCCGACCACAAGAAGUGGAAAUGCAACAACAAUGUUGAUAAUAAGCCCUGCGGCAAGAUAAACGACAUGAGCAUAUAUCUCUGUAAUUGUGGUUCUUGUCGCAAAGCCGACGAUGAAGCUUUGACGGCAGAUGGAUCCACCAUUGGAAGAAUGUACAAGUUACACGAUGACUUGUCUGAGGAUUGGGAAUACUUUAGUCCUCAGAAACUUUAG
Fusarium venenatum is the source of this 240-nucleotide messenger RNA. The record is from RefSeq and is a predicted model, not a curated record. Lineage: Eukaryota; Fungi; Ascomycota; Sordariomycetes; Hypocreales; Nectriaceae.